Hemicordylus capensis (graceful crag lizard) is the source of this 3314-nucleotide messenger RNA. RefSeq names its product retinoid X receptor beta (gene RXRB). Gene Ontology annotation, cellular component: RNA polymerase II transcription regulator complex; nucleus. Gene Ontology annotation, molecular function: zinc ion binding; nuclear receptor activity; retinoic acid-responsive element binding. Bases 4 to 1788 code for a protein of 594 amino acids. Gene Ontology annotation, biological process: positive regulation of transcription by RNA polymerase II; retinoic acid receptor signaling pathway; cell differentiation. The transcript has 11 exons. NCBI's taxonomy places the organism in Eukaryota, Metazoa, Chordata, Lepidosauria, Squamata, Cordylidae. The record is from RefSeq and is a predicted model, not a curated record.
GUUAUGGUUGCCACCAUGACAACCUUCGAGACAGGAAGAAAAAGCAGCGGCUGGGUGGCUGCCCUUAAAAAAGAUGGCAGUCUCCGGACCCCUCCAUGUAAAUGCCCGAUUCGGCCAUAUUUUUUAAGGGCAACGGGUGUCCUUUCAAGGCUACAUUCUUUUUGUCGCGGACGAACCAAACCCCACAAAAGCGUCUGUGACCCCACAGCUCCUCCUUCGGGUUUCCUGCGGGGAAAUAACCCCACCCUGUCCCGUCCGAGACGCGGCGGCCGCGGUGCAUGGCGGGCAACGGCCUCCGCCGUUGCUGACCCGGUGCAUUGUGGGAGGCUGGCCAACCCAGGCUGGCAGAGGAGACCGUGCGCGGGGCAUGACUGCAGGAGUCCGGAUAGUUCCUCUCUCAGCUCGUCUCCCCCUUUGCGGGGCACAGGAACAUCCCCCCCGCCUGAGCCUUCAGCCCCACUUCACCCUUCCAUGAUUGGGUCUGCCAUGACCACCUCCAUCAGUGGACUGGGGUCCCCCUUCCCAGUGAUCAGCUCCUCUAUGGGGUCCCCAGGCCUCCCCACAACGCCCUCCAUUGGCUAUGGACCUGUCAGCAGCCCUCAGAUUAAUUCCACGGUGAACUUGUCAGGACUCCAUUCGGUCAGCAGCUCGGAUGAUGUGAAGCCCCCGCUGGGCAUGAGGGUGAUGCCUGGCCACCUCCACGGCGGCAUGGUGCCCGGGAAGCGCCUCUGUGCCAUCUGCGGUGAUCGGUCGUCAGGGAAGCACUACGGGGUGUACAGCUGCGAGGGCUGCAAGGGGUUCUUCAAGCGCACCAUCCGCAAGGACCUGACCUACACGUGCCGCGACAACAAGGACUGCAUCGUGGACAAGCGCCAGCGCAACCGCUGCCAGUACUGCCGCUACCAGAAAUGCCUGGCCACCGGCAUGAAGCGCGAAGCUGUGCAGGAGGAGCGGCAGCGCGGCAAGGACAAGGAGGGGGAAGGGGAUUUGGUCGGGGGAGGUGCCAACGAGGACAUGCCGGUGGAGAAGAUUCUGGAAGCCGAGCUCGCCGUGGAGCAGAAAUCGGACCAAAGCGUCGACGGAUCCGGCACGGGGGGCAGUUCGGUGAGUUGGGGUGGUGGUGCUGCGGGAUCAGAACGCUCACCCCGGACGUUUGAAGUGAACGAGCCCAACGACCCGGUGACCAACAUCUGCCAGGCGGCCGAUAAGCAGCUCUUCACGCUGGUGGAGUGGGCAAAGCGCAUCCCCCACUUUUCGGAGCUGCCCCUCGAUGACCAGGUCAUCUUGCUCCGAGCAGGCUGGAACGAGUUGCUGAUUGCCUCCUUUUCACACCGCUCAAUUUCAGUGAAGGAUGGGAUUCUACUGGCCACAGGACUGCAUGUGCAUCGUAACAGUGCCCACAGUGCUGGUGUCGGAGCCAUUUUUGACAGGGUGCUGACGGAGCUGGUGUCGAAGAUGCGGGACAUGCGGAUGGACAAGACAGAGUUGGGCUGCCUGCGGGCCAUCAUCCUCUUCAACCCGGAUGCCAAGGGGCUCUCGAACCCAGGGGAGGUGGAGCUGCUGCGGGAGAAGGUGUACGCCUCACUUGAGUCCUACUGCAAGCAGAAGUACCCUGAGCAGCAGGGCAGCUUUCCCCAGCAUUAUGGACUUCUCAAGGGAGCUGGGUCUUCGCAUAAUGUGUCCGAAGUUCGCCAAGCUGCUGCUGCGUCUUCCGGCUCUGCGGUCCAUCGGCCUGAAGUGCCUGGAGCACCUCUUCUUCUUCAAGCUCAUCGGGGACACCCCCAUUGACACCUUCCUCAUGGAGAUGCUGGAGGCCCCUCACCAGAUGUCCUGACCCCCCUCCCCAACUCCCCCCAAGAGAACAGGGGGCACGGUUGGGGGACUCUGCAGGAACACGCGCCCUGGACUGGCACCACCCCUACCUCCUUCCUCUUGACGCUGCAGGCCCCCCCCCCAUCAGCUGUCCUGCCUCCAAGCCCCCCACACCCCCUGGCACCCAGGAGACCACCUUCUCCAACCGAAGGGUGGGGCAGGGUGAGCUUACGCUCCCAGCAGCUGGAUUUGGGGGGUCAGGCACCUGUUUGGUCUUGCGUAGAACGUGGGGCUUUCCCUGACGCACUCUGAGCAGUGUGUGUUUGUGUGUGCGGAGGGGUUCCCUGCCCCUCUCUGCUCUGAGGAAAGAGGCCGCCCUACCAGAUGUGGCUCAGAGCUAGGUUUAAAAACAAGGUACUAUGUUUGGGGAGGAUGGGGCUGCCUUUGCUUGGGGAGGGGGGGAUCACAGAUGUUUCUGCGAUCCCCUUGUGCUUUGGUGGGGAGGGUCCCAGGGCGUGUUUCAGAAACACCCUCCUCCUCCUCCUUUUCACACAGAGAUACUUCCUUGGGUUGCUCCUCUGUGCUUUCUGGGGUGGGGCCGGCAGGGAAGCUCUGCGCCCCGAACAAGGACUCUGGACUCGCUGGCCCUCCUGUCUGAAUGUGUCACGACCCUGCUCUGCCCCCCACCCCACCCCCCACAAAGUAGGUUCUUUUUCCAAAAUGGUUCUAAGGUGUUUGGGGAAUGUCCAGCUGGAGGGGAGGGGAAGAGGUUACCUCAAUAAUGGUUCUAGGACAGUGGGCUAGAUUCUCUCUCUCUUUCUCCCCCACCCCCAGCGAACCCCCGUUUCCCUCCCCCGGGCUCCAGUUUAGCACUUUGAAAAUGGUUUGUCCCUCAUCUAUGCAAGCAAGUGUGGAGGGUUGGGCAAGGCGGGAGGAGGGGAAGGAGGCGCUGUGUGUAUGUGUGCAUGUGGGCUCCAGCCCCCCAAGAUGAGGGCUGGGUUCAGACUCAGCGCCUCCACCUUCGCCCCUGUAUUCACGGGGGGGGGGAGAAGGGGCUGGAGCCUCAGUAACGGGAGGGCCUGCCUGUAGCGAUAAGCUCUUUGCGGGUGUGGGGAAUGUUACGUUUCAACUGUCCCUCACCCCAAAGUUUUCUCAAAUUUGGGAAAGAAUGGGGGAGGGAGUUUCUCUGUUCAGCAGUCGCCCCCCCCAACUGAAAAUAUUUAUCCCUCCCUCCUGCUCAAGGGCCCUGGCUUGGGGUGGGGGGUCACUGAACAGGUGGAGGUGGCAGCCAGGCCCUGUUGGGUGGGGGGUCCCCCACACCCUGCUCUCUGUCUGCCCCACUCUCAGCAUGCCCCCAUACUCAUUUGCUGCUUCCUCCCCACUCUUCCCCAGCCCCAAUUUAUUUGAUUUCUGUUAAUUCCUCUACACCCACUUCCCCUGGAUAACUGCUUUUGGAAUAUGUCAAUUUAAUAAAAGCUGCUCUUUCCGGAGGUCUCCCCCUC